Colletotrichum destructivum is the source of this 1575-nucleotide messenger RNA. Its product is annotated as Putative Zinc finger, CCHC-type superfamily. The record is from RefSeq and is a predicted model, not a curated record. Lineage: Eukaryota; Fungi; Ascomycota; Sordariomycetes; Glomerellales; Glomerellaceae. The coding region runs from base 1 to 1575 and encodes 524 amino acids. Gene Ontology annotation, molecular function: zinc ion binding; nucleic acid binding. The transcript has a single exon.
AUGGCAGAAAGCCGCAGCCUGCCUGUCCCCGCCCAAGGCGACAUCUACGCCCACGAUGGCAAGCUCUCGAUCACCAAUGCCGCUGCCAACGUUUUCGUCGUCUACGGACGCCAGCCUCAAGACGCAAGCCGUCCGUCUUCGAGCCUCUCCGUCGACUUCGUCAUGGGCAACAUUUACCUCAUCGACUCUGUGUACUUCCCCCCGUUUCAGCGCAAUAGCACGCGCCACUUUGGUAGCCUCAUCAAAGGUUUCGGUCUUGAUUUUGAUGGCUACCAUCGGGGCGACACCAAAAUCAGGACGGUCUACGAUGACGUCGUCUGCGUUGUAGGCAACCAACCUGGGGCAUAUUGCUCGAUUGGAACAGUUGCCGGCAACCUCGUCACCGUUUCAGAUUUGUCCCGUUUGCUCACCCGCCCGAAGCCUUCCAACGUGGCCGUCUCGUACGUCCACGGUAUGACUCUUCAUGAGUCUCACCUUGCGUACGGCGGUGGCCUCCAAAGAGCGCUGUCCACAUGGGCUUCCAUGGCGUUUCCCCCAGCCUCACAAGCUCCUUCACAAACCUCACCCACUAAAGCUGUCACAUUAUUCAAUGAAGGACAGGCCCCAAAGAGCAACGGAAACUCGACCAUUUGGGAGGAAAAGGAAUGUGGGAGACCGGGCCAACAAAACACGGUCAACGGUACUAUCAAUCUCAAAAAAGCCAUCAACGAUCGGGAGGAGGCUUGGCAGAAAGUCAUGGAUGCAAAGAAGCAGACCGCUGCUGCUGUACGAGAGGCCGACCUGCGAAACCUAGGUCUUCUUUCGCUAGUUCAAGAUCUUGGUUCCACCACGCCUUUUGACUAUACCCAGUCUCUCGUCAACCUACCUCGCAACUGCGGUAAUUGUCACAGAGUAGAGCACCGAGUUCGAGACUGCAUCGGUCCCGUUGAUACCGAUGGGUUCAUUGCCGCCUGUCCGCUAUGUAAUCAAAACGACCACAUCUACGAUCAAUGUGUCUCACGAACGCAGCGCACCAAGGCAGAGAAAAAAGCAUUGGACUUCGAAUACUUGAUCAUGUGGCGACAGAACAAGGCCCCCAUUAGGUCCAAUAUUUGUUGGGUUAUUGUUUGGGUCAAGUAUAAUUGUCCUCGAAUGAGCCUUCCUCACACCAAAGAAUUCGCUCUCACUCUGUCGAGACGUCAGGCGAAUACCGCCCCCUAUCCAGAUUGGCAAACGUACUGUUAUCCUAUCACAUCGGCUGAUGCAAGCGCGGAAUCCAACAAAUUGCUUCACGACCCAGGCACUAUCUACGAAGGUGGAAGCUUUUGCCGUCUUUGCCCCGGAUCCCAGACCAUUCGCCCAAAUCCUGGUGGCAGCGUCGCCAGAAGGAAGAUGGGGCGGUUAGGUAUCAAAACCAGUCCAGUGAUCCAAAGCAAACCAUCCAAAAAGCAAAAGCGGAAUCAGGCUCGAAGGAAAAUGGGUGGCAGCAGUUUCGCCACCGGCGCCAACUGCACCAUUCUUCAACGUCCUCUCCCAGCAGCACCACCUGUGCGCGGUAUCCCUUCUGUCAAGAUCAAGCAAGAGGAUCCAGCCUAA